Molecule: messenger RNA, 573 nt
Organism: Chanos chanos (milkfish)
Lineage: Eukaryota; Metazoa; Chordata; Actinopteri; Gonorynchiformes; Chanidae
Product: transmembrane protein 272-like
Exons: 4
Coding region: 1-573 (190 amino acids)
Source: RefSeq, a predicted model, not a curated record
AUGAAAGUUGAACUGGAAAUUGCUUGUCAUCGUUGUCUGUCUCAAAUAGCCAGUAACGCCUGUUUUGUGGUGGGACUCCUUGCAUUUCUGGCUUUACCUCUGACAAUGGCAUAUGUUGGUGUGAAGUCUUUAGAUGACUGCCCGGUACAGCCAAUGAUACCUCUGUACCUCCUUGUGGCGGGAGCUGUCGGCAGCUUGAAGGUUUCCCUUCUCCUCUACGAUGCGAUACACAUGCGUUCGCUGAUCUCCAAGUCCGUCCUGAUAGGCAACAACGAUGCAGAUGAAUAUCCGUGGCGACAGAACGCACACAAGUACUAUAUUCACAUCAUCCUGAGCACGUUCCUCUUCAUCUGGUUCAUCUUGGGGAAUUACUGGGUGUUCUCUGUAUAUCCACCAAACUUCAUCGCGCCGUUCCAUCGACCGCUGGACUAUUGUCUUAAGUCUCUUUACGUGUUUGCCGUAUUUGUUCUGGCGCUCAGCUACUCAGUGAUGAUUCUCUUGCUCUGCUGUGGACUCUGGCUGCACAUUUGCUCACAAACCAGCAGACGUAACGAUUAUGCAGAAGAUGACUAA